This is a messenger RNA of Panicum virgatum (switchgrass), 2567 nucleotides long. Its product is annotated as F-box protein At1g10780-like. The coding region runs from base 1020 to 2312 and encodes 430 amino acids. The record is from RefSeq and is a predicted model, not a curated record. The transcript is spliced from 3 exons. Gene Ontology annotation, molecular function: protein binding. Lineage: Eukaryota; Viridiplantae; Streptophyta; Magnoliopsida; Poales; Poaceae.
UUCAGAGUACUGUGUUAGCCAACCAAGCAGCAGUGUUUUUCUCUUGUACCAAAUCAGCACCAGUCACUAGCAACUAGCCAGCUAACAUUAUUUUUCUCUCAUAAUAAAUCAGCACCAGUCACCAGCCAUAGCCAGUUGAAUAGAGGCAUAAGAUUUGUCUGAGUUCUUACCUCGUAACAAGCCGACUCCUUGAGAUGGAGUGAUUGGUGGCCUGAUUGCUGGAAUGGCAGACGGAGCUUUGUUCAUAAAUCCUUCUGUUUGCACUGAGCUAGUGAAUUCUGCAUAUUUGGAGAACAGUGUGUUGGCGGCUUGGCGCUCCCUGAAUUCACUCACGUCCAUGUCCAUUUCCUCGCACCUUUUUUUUUUGAUAAAAUCCUCGCUCCUUUUUUCAUCUUGUGCAACGUGGCAAAUUGUUGGAAACCAAGUAUGCGAGAAAUCAGGGGCUUGGCCCAUCUACAGACUCAUGCGGUCCACUAUCUUUUUUUUAAAAAAUCCGAACAAAAGAAGAAGAUCUUUGUUCAAAAAAAAAAAGAGAAGAAGAUCAAGCCCAUCUAGACCAAGCCCAUACCAGGUCAAAUCGCUUCUGCGUCGGCCCACGAAUAAAUCCAAUCUAGCUAGGGGCGGGGAAAAACUUGCGCUCCCGCCCGCCUCUCUCGCGUCUCGCCCACCAACCCCACCCAGCCGCGCUGCGAGAAACGAAUGACCCCACGCGCCCCGCGCCGCCAAGCGGCAAUCGCCAACUCGAAAACCACCCACCAUUCCAAAGGUCUCAAAUUUCGAACGCCCCCGGAGCAGGCCACGAAAUUCCCCCGAAUCCCUUCCGAACGGCCGGAUUUCGAAAUCCAAAAUCCUUCCACGCCGCGCGGCCGCGUCUCCUCCCUCCCCCCUUCUUAAAUUUCGAACCCUCUCCUCCGUUCCGGCCUCACACGAAUCGCGCAGGCUCCUCCCCACCCCUCCUCGCCCCUUCCAAUUCCCCAUCCCGGGCGCCCGCCGGCAGGCGGCACGGCAGCGACCCGCCGAUGGCGAGCGACGAGGCCGGCGGCGGGAUGGACGCGCUCCCGGACGGCGUCGUGCAGCACAUCCUCUCGCAGCUCAGCAGCGCCCGCGACGUGGCGGCCUGCGCCGCCGUCGCCCGCUGCUGGCGCGGCUGCGUGCCCUACCUCCCGUCGCUCUACUUCCCGCGGGGCGCCUUCGAGGCCGCCGCGGCGGGCGGCGGCGGGGCGGCCGCCGUCGCCGCGGCCGACGACACCAUCGGCCGAAUGGUCGCCGCCGCCGCGCGCCUCGAGGAGCUCGUCGUCUACUGCCCCUUCUCCGCGUCGCUGCUCCCGCGCUGGCUCGCGGCGCGGGCCGCCACGCUGCGCGUCCUCGAGCUGCGGGUGGACUCCGCCGCCGACAAGUCGGGCCACCACCUGGACUGCGUCGGCGUCGCCGAGGGCCUCGAGGAGCUCCGGCUCUGGGGGCCCACGAUGGCGGCCCCGCCCGCGUGGGGCCGGAUGGAGCGGCUCCGGGUGCUGGAGAUGGUCGGCGCCGUGCUCGGGGAGGCCGCGGUCAACGGCGUCCUCGCCGCCUGCCCCAACCUCACCGACCUCGCGCUGCUGGGCUGCGAGUGCGCUGGCGAGGCGGCCAUCUCGCUCCCCCUGCUCGAGCGCUGCCGCCUCGACUUUGUCGGCGCCGGGAACUGCUCCCUCAGGCUCGCCGCGCCCCGCGUCGUGUCCCUCGAGGUCCAGGGAUUCUGCUGGAUCUCGCUGCAAGGCGGCGACCGCCUCAAACACCUCACAAUCUCCAAGACCACCGGGAGUUUGUAUCAUGUCGAGAUGGGGAAGCUCCCGGAGUUGGUCCAGCUCUCGCUGCGCGGCGUCCAGUGGAGCUGGGGCGCCAUCAGCUCGGUCCUGCAGUGCGCGACCGAGGUGAAGCACCUGGUGAUGAAGGUUGAGUUCUGCGGCGAUUUUGACACCCUCCAGCCGUUCCCGGAGAUCGAUCUCGUCGAAUUCUUCAACAGCUACCCGAAGCUUUGCAAGUUCGAGAUCCACGGCGCCAUGUUUGCUGCGCUGUGCCAGAAGAACAGCUUGAAGAAUUUGGAUUCAAGGUUCGUGAUACCUUGCUUGGAGCAGGUCCUGGUCACCGUGCGGUCACCUCUGAAUGCCGAGCAGAAGCUGAGCACCCUCGAGUCCCUAGUCAGGUACAGCCCGAGGCUACGGAGGAUGACCAUUAGGAUCUCGCAGAUGAAGAAUUGCCAUGACUCUGCUGAUGAUUUCUUUGAGGAGAUUUGCAAGUUCACUCGCAUGAAUAGCGGGAGAGUGUGCAUAGAGUAGAAGAGGUGCUGCAUUGUGCCUUUCUUGAAGUGAGUUGCUGCUGAAUUGAGGCAAUUUAACUCAAUGCUGUUUGUUUAGGACGAUUUAUUUCAAUAAUUCAUGGUGAUAUUUGUUGUUCAUCUGACCUCCAAUGUGUCUGGGCUUCAGCAUGUCUGGAGAUCAUUUGGUUCAAUUUUUCAAUAGUGCAAGUUUUGUACUUGCAAAAUGCACUGUUCUUUGUUUCCUGAAAUGCAAUAAACGUCAUUGCUUUGCACA